Messenger RNA from Paecilomyces variotii, 2632 nucleotides. Its product is annotated as putative C6 transcription factor. Gene Ontology annotation, biological process: DNA-templated transcription; regulation of transcription by RNA polymerase II. Lineage: Eukaryota; Fungi; Ascomycota; Eurotiomycetes; Eurotiales; Thermoascaceae. Gene Ontology annotation, cellular component: nucleus. The record is from RefSeq and is a predicted model, not a curated record. The transcript has 2 exons. The coding region runs from base 147 to 2375 and encodes 742 amino acids. Gene Ontology annotation, molecular function: DNA-binding transcription activator activity, RNA polymerase II-specific; zinc ion binding; RNA polymerase II cis-regulatory region sequence-specific DNA binding.
UGUUGUCGGACUUUGCACUUUUUCAUACACCACAUCUAUUGCAGCCCAUUCAGCGAGGAAUAGAUAGGCAGGAUCAUUAACUUUACUUCACAGCAAAAUUAUUUCUUGCAUGUUGCGUUAAUCAGUGCGGACAAAGAUACCAUACAAUGGCGGACAUAAGCCCAGCAACCAAGAAACGCCGAAGGCCCGCCCUGGCUUGCAUCGAGUGUCGGCGUCGCAAGGUCAAGUGUGACCGCAAUCACCCUUGCAGACGAUGUAUUCGAAAUUCCGUGGAUUGCACCUACGCGGAAAACCCUCCAGUGCCGAAAACCACUCGUGUCUCACGACGAGCCCGUGGUGAGGAAGCAGUUGACGCGGAGCAUACUGUCGAUGCAGGCGCACACCAAUCUCCGGAUAGACUUGGAGGGGUUCAUAUCAGAAAUAUAAGAAGUACUAUUAGACGCAUACCCGCUCGUGGAAGUCCUUCGAAUGAUGUGCAGAACGAGCCCGUCUCAGAAGAGCCUGCUGUGAGAACAUGGGAGGGGUCCCAACCACGGACACAUGCCGGAGGAAGCAAGACGUCAAAAGCCCCUUCGCACAAUGCCACUGUAAAUAGCCCAAUCCAUGGCACAUUCUCGAAGACGAGAGUGUUCGGUCCGAGUCAUUGGAUGAGCUCGUAUCCUGAGACGCGGAAACUACCAGCCUUGCAUCUGCUAAGUUCACUUGGUUUCACACCGUCACAGCAGGACAAUACUGAACCGAAUCCUGAAAUACGUGCAACGGUAAUAAAGUGCAAGCAGCUCGCUCGACAGGUCAAAACGCAGCGCCCCAGUCGAAGUCCGCUUCCUGCUGGGAUGUUUCAAACUUUUCCCAGUCCUUCAGUGACGAGGGACUUGUUGGGGCUAUAUUUUCACACCUUUGAGUCUUGCUAUCGUAUCCUGCACUCACCGUCGUUUUACGCAGAGUAUGAAGGCUACGUGGAGAAUCUGGAAGGUGCACCGGCACCUUUCAUAUUGAAGCUCUCGUUGGUGAUGGCCGUCGUGGCACCUAUCGUGGGUGAGGUUGUUUUACGACAGGAUCUGCGGAAGAGUGCUCUGGAUUGGAUUGACAUAGCCCAGACAUGGCUCUCAGGGCCCAUUGAAAAGAAUCGUCUCACUCUGGAUGGUCUCCAAAUACAUUGCCUACUUCUCCUUGCUCGCCAGACCAACUAUGUUGGGGCUGAUUUAACCUGGAUUUCUGCGGGUUGUUUAAUACGCAUGGCCAUGCAGAUGGGUUUACAUCACGAUCCUAAUAAUCUCGGAGAAAUGCCUGCGUUGGAAAAAGAGCUCCGAAGGCGACUGUGGUAUACCAUAUUGGAGAUCAAUGUCCAGAGUUCUUUGGAUGCCGGAAUGAUUCCCAUGGUUUCCGCUGCUGACUAUGAUACUCGGUUCCCCUUGAACACUGACGAUGAUGACUUGGUUGAUACACCUGGGAUAGAAUCUGCAGGAAAAGAGUCAACCGUACUUACACAAGCCUCCUUUCAGCUUCUACUGGCCUCUUCUCUCCCUCUUAGGUUGAAGGUAGUCGAGAUCAUGAAUGACUUGCAGAAACAGCCAUCAUAUGAUGAGGUGCUUCGUCUUGGAAACGAAAUGAUGUCAACUUAUAAGAAUGCUGCGGUCACAAUCAAUCAAUAUAGAUCGCUAGAGACCAAUUUGUGGCUCUCAGAAUUUCCACACAACCUCUGCGAUCACUAUCAUCGACGAUUAUUACUCCUUCUUCAUCGACCAUUCGCAGCCAAGGCUUAUGAAGAUCCAAUAUACAGUCAUUCAGCAGAAAUAUGUCUCGAGAAUGCUCUUUCAACGAUCUCUCUCCUCGACGACGAGAUAUACCACCGCCUCAUGGUUGUCGGAGGCGGCAUGUUUCGAGAGAUACUGACAGACUCUGCGCUUAUGAUAUUCCUAGAAUUGACUUCACGAUUCGAAAGCGACAAUGCAAUUUUCUCAAAGUCCAGGAACAAAGCUCGGAGAGAACCUCUGCUGCAAGACGCCCGAAAGAUCGUCGAGCAUGGAAAAGACAGAUUAUUAAACGGCGAAACAAACGUCAAGAUAUUAGUUUACUUCAGUGUGGCCAUGGCCCAGAUCGACGCCAUUGCAGAGGGUUCCCCUGUGAGGGACGCGGUUAAUAAAGCCGCCAUUGAAAGUCUUAGAAUGUCCUACGAUAUAUUAAAGUCCAGGGCUGAAAGCUCCUCAUCAGUGACGCAUACCCAGUUUGAUCUGGACUCCUGGACUGCUGAUAACGCGAUACUCACGCCGUCAGCCGGUGGGAUGGAUUUUGAUUUUCUGACCGAGUUCGGUAUGGGUCUUGAUCAGUUGGGUUCUUCCUUUUUUCAACAAUGGCAGGAACAUGCGCAGUUCUAGGUAUUGUUUGAUGUCUAGAUUAUGAGAAUGGCGUUUACACGACGUAUUAUGUACAUCUCGACGUAUAAAUCUCGGACCUGAGCAAUGCUCCCCGGAUACGAAGCAAUAUACAGGCCAAGAAAGCCCCUCAGCCCACUUUAGCACAGAUAGAGCUCGCGAGACUGCUCGGUUUGUAUCCAUCCGGUCCCAUUUCAGUUAUCAUAUGUUUCAUGACGCGUCCUAUAACUGGCACUUAAGACCGAGUUUCGAAUAGGACU